CCCUGGUCCGGACUAAGGGUGCGUUCAAGACCUGUCGGUUAAAACUUGUUGGAUGUGUUUGUGCCUUUAAUCGGUUUAAGUCAUACACUGGCUGUGUGAAGGUUGCACUGGUAAUUUUACUAUUUCUCUACAUUUACAUCGAUGUCGAUUUGAUAAGUGAUACAUUUAACUCAUCAUCCAACAGCAAAACACAAAUCGUGGUAUUAAACAUAAACCGUUCUUCAAACUUAUUUUUUGUUACCAGUAAAUCACAAGUAUAAUUUUAUUUUAGCACACUAACGUAUUUUCGAUUCAACAAACUUCUACUACAAGCCUAUUCAUGACCUAAAAGUUGGGGUGAAAGAGAGUUGAACGGGGUAAACAGCAUUUUCCAGAGGAUUGUCUUAAAUACCAUUUUCUCUAUGUGGUUGAAUGCAGCGUCAACCAGCAACGCGCAGUGACUGACGUCGCAGCACGGGCGUGGACAGCAGCGGCGGGUGCGCAUCGUCGUGGAAAGUAGGUGGCAGGCAGCUUGGGUAAUGAUGGGGGAAGGCGGCGGGGAUGAAAUGCGUGACGGGUAAUUUAUAGUUUUAGCCCACUCGGAUUCUGAAGAAGGUUGCUAUGUGGUACAGGGCUUUUUAUUUAACGUUUCUGGCAAAUAUAGUUACAUCAACAGCCACCAUAGCCCCCUAAAUCUUUACUUUUCCAACUGUUUUUAUCCACAAGACAGACACUAGAUGUCUCUCUUCUCUCAUGGUUUCCUCUCAACUGAAGUUGUUUGUCUUCAGAGAAGUUUCUGAAUCAGUUUAUAAUUAAAGUCCACACUGGAGGUUUAUUGAUGGGGAUUAGGUAUUUUUGAUCAUAUUGACAGUGUUUAGGAGUGUGUCUCCUCACAUAAUCUCUAAGCAAAUCUGUUGUAGGCUAUUGUUGAAGAUGUGCAGCAACAAACCCACUUUGGUAAUUAUUUUUACAGGUUUGGGGUUGUAGUGCUGUUUUUUUGUCCUAGGCCAUCACUGCAGAUAACUAUCAAAUUGGAUAUUACGCACCCGCCUGCCCGUUUUUUAACUUUCCUGCAAUAAACUGAAUUUCCAUCCCUAUGUGGCUCAUGUUUUAUGUCUUUCCAAGUUAAUUGGAAAACCCAAGAAAACCCCAAAUGUUGUGAGGCCCAUUGCUGUGUCAAGUGAUUGGCUCAGUGAGUGUUUGUAGCUCCAGCUUGGAGGUAUUUCCUGAUUGGUCGCUGUGAGCACCAUGGGUCACUGUGGAAGCCCACGUACAAGCGUGGCCUUUCAGUGGCUGUGAACAGUGCUUGGUUUUCAUCUCGCUUACAUGUGGAGGCUUGGAGGCAGCCAGAUCUGCAGUGACUUAGGGUUGCCAUGGCUAUGUCCUUGUUACUUCCCAAUUGUCUUCACGUUACACUAUUUUUUCUCCUGAUACAUGUAGGUAAUUGCUUUCAGACAGAACCAAAACUCUGUGAUUCAAGUUGUGCUGGGCUUUCUACCCCGGACUUGUUCUAUCAGAGAGGCGUGAGGUAUACUUACAGGUAUAGCACGACAAUUACCACAACCCUUCAUGGCUCCAAUGCUGGCAGGAACGGACUGGCUUUGGACUGUGUGGUUGAUAUCAAUGUGAUUUCAAAGUGUCACCUUAUGAUGCAGAUUAGGAACCCACAGAUAAAGCGGCUUUCCCCUCAGAAGGAGCACUCUGUUCAGCGUUUAAAGAGCUUGAGAGAGUCACUGGAGAGAGCGCGCCUCAAAAUCUCCCUCCAGGGGGGAAAGGUCACAGCCCUCUGUCUCCAGGAGGGGGAGCAGGUGUGGGCCCUCAACAUUAAAAGGGCUCUACUGAGCAUGCUCCAGACCUCCCGCAUGGGAUCCAAACAAGAAUUAGAAAAGGAGACCGAUGUGUACGGGAUGUGCACCAGCAGGUAUGAGAGGCGAGGACCUGUUCUGCUGAAGAGCAGGGAUCUAAAACAAUGCCAACAGUCCAGGCUAGCAAACUUCUGGCCCCAUUCAGUGUCUUUAACUGAAGAUACAUCAUUGCAGUCAGAGCUGCACUGUGUUCAGAGGCAUGGGUUGCAUGGAGUCAUGGAAGAGGUCAACUGUACUGAAGCCAUUUCCAUGGCAACAUGGUCCACAACUGCAGGGCUGGUGAAGACCCAAACAGUGUCCACCCUGCGCCUGCUCAGAGCGCAGCCAGGAACUCCUUCAGGAGCAGAUUCCUUAGGUCCUGGUGUGCUAACUGACCUGCAAUUUGAGGAUGAGGGGGCUGCAAGGCCCGAAAAAGCCAGAGCGUCAACACCUCAGCAAGCCAGUCAAACUGUCAGGAUUUUAUGUAGCCUCACCUCAGACCCACAACUGGCAUCACAAGAGUUCCUUCAACUGGCUUUCCAGCUGAGAGAUCUGACUCUCUCUCAACUCAAGACACUUUGGCAGGAAGCAUCUUUCAAGUGCCGUAAUGACUGGCAGCCAUUGUUGGAUGCAUUACCAGCCUGUGGAUCUGAAAACUGCAUCAUACUACUGACUGACCUAAUGAGGAACAAAGAGCUGGAGGAGGAGCAGGCUUAUGCUUUUCUCACCACCAUAGCCCUCAUUCCUCAUCCAUCGCCACAGAUCAUCAACUCCAUCAAUGCCUUACUGGAGGUCCAAGAGGUUCGGUCCAAGGCGCUGUUAGCUGGAUCAUCUCUGGUCUAUCAACUGUGCCAAAGGCCUCAAGCCUCUUGUAGUGAACUUCCGCAAGUACGGACCUUUAUACAGACGCUUAAGGAAACCCUGAAGGAGGGCUCCAAGGGAGAGCAACCCACUCGAGUGAAGAUGCUUUCAGAUGAACACGAGCUUAUCUAUGCACUGAAAUCAGUGGGAAACACCGGUCUGUCUGCUCCGGUCUUCAUUCCUCUGCUAAACCACUUCAUGCUCGACCACUCAACUACACUGGAGCUGAGACUUGCUGCCAUCCAAGCAUUCAGACGCUUUCCCUGCUCAGCUGAUAGAUCUGUGCUGUUGCAGCUGUACUGCUUCUCCCAGGAGGAUCCUGAGGUCAGAAUCGCUGCAUACCAGCAGCUCAUGCACUGCCCCGAUCAGCACGUGUUUGAAGUAGUGAAGAUGACGCUGAGGAACGAGACCUCCAGCCAAGUGGGCUCAUAUGUGUGGAGUCACCUGACUAAUGUCCUGAGGAGUGAGGACCCCAUGAAGCAGGUCCUAAUCGAGUCACUGCCUGACAACAUUAUCAGCAGAGACUUUGAAGCUGAGUUUUUUAAAUUCUCAUCCUAUUCAGACUACACUGUUUCAUCAGGCAUGGGAAUUACAAAUGUGGAAACAUCUUUGGUUUUCUCUCCCAAAUCAUUUCUACCAAGAUCUGCCACUGCCAACCUGACGCUUUAUUUUCAUGGCAGAGCCCACAACCUUCUGGAAGUGGACCUUCACGUCGAAAAUGCUGAACCACUUUUGAGCAACAUUUUUGGUCACCAGACCUACGACUCUGAUGAAGAGUUUAUGGCUCGAAGACAAAAGUCACAGUCCAAAGAGGCUAGGAGGACAAAAAGAAAAACGGACAAUGGCCAUAAUGCAGAAAAAGAAAUGUGUUUAACCGGCACAAACAGUUAUCUGAGCCAAGCCAGGGCCAUGUUGUUUGGGAGGUGGAGAACGGAGGAGAAUAGGCCCAAGUGUUGGGUCAGCGUGAAGGUGUUUGGCAAUGAGAUCAGCUUGUUCACAUGUAAAGAUCUCUACAAUCAAAUUGACCAGUUAUCGCUGAGCAUGGCAGGACUAGCUGUCAAACUGCUUAAGGGUCAUGAGGUUCAGCUGGACCAUAGGGCCGUUCUGAUGACGGACGAGCUGGUUUUACCGUCUCUGUCUGGUUUGCCCGUCAAACUGGGCAUCAACAUGACCUCCCUCCUAUCGCUGCGUCUGAAGGGCAACGUCAACUACAGGGAUACUUCUCACUUCUCCCUGACUGGAUACAUCAAACCCAAUGCCUAUGUGGGGCUUUCUGCUCGGAUGGGGGUUGAUGGUGCUUUGGGUCAGGCUGCAGUGGAGUGGGUCUCUGAGCUGACGAGCUCCACCAGUCUGGAUGGCAGUGUUCACCUGCAGGAGGGGCGGGAUGUCAGGGUCACACUUAACACACCGGAGGACGUCAUGGACAUCAUGUCCCUCAGCUCCAGAGUGUUUCGGCUCAGUGGAGAACACAGAGAGGAGAUAAAGGGGCCAAAGAGUCGGGUCCAGAAAACCACCUGCACACCAAAGACAUGGUCCAAGAUGGUCGGCUGGCAGCUGUGCUACAAUGCCUCUUACCCAUUAGCUGCCACAAGUGUUUCCCUUCCAGCUCCAGGACCUGUCUACAUCUCCCUCAGUCUGCUGAAGCUGGACAGAGGCCUCCAUUACUACCUGCUGGAGGCUGCCUACUCGCUGCUUCCUCAGAAAGGCACCUGGCUCCCCAGAGAGGCCUCCAUUCACCUUCUCCUGGCAACACCUCAGUCCUCCAUCCCGAGGGACAUGUCUGUGGACUUGACAUUCAGCCCUCACAGACUGCUGCUAAGGAUCACACACCCUCUGAAAACCAUCCACAUACAAGGGCAGCUUGAACAAGAGAGGAACAUAAAAUCAGGAAAGCUGGAGCUGUUGAUUGAUGGUGUUCAUUAUUAUAUCAUGGGUUUGGUUGAGACUCAGACACUCCUGUCAGAGCAGAGAACGCGGUAUCACCUUGAAGCCAAAAUGGCCGCUAAUGGACAUCCCAUGAUCCUCUCUGCUAAUGUUACUCGUGGACUGGGUAGGAAGACCAGCUUCUCUGCCACAGUGAAGAAUGUGUUCAGAGAAACUGCAUCAGUCUCAGUGGCCCUGGAGCGCAGACAAGAUGGCAGAAGCAGGCAGUACUCUGUGGAGGCGGAGCUUCUGUUACCCGGUGUGGUCGGCACCAGGGUGCUGGGACUGAUGGAGCAGAAGGGCUCACUGUGGAGCUCUGCACUCAGGCUCAAAUAUGGUGUGGGAGGUGAUGCCCGGUAUCUGCGUCAAGAGUGCUACACGUCUCAGAGACUAAGGAGUGAGAGGGACUCAAACCUUACAUACAUCAUUAGAGCGGACCACGAAUUCUCCUGCUCCAACACGGCUCCUAUCAACCACAAGAUCCACCUCAGGCACGAGGAAAGCCCCUGCCACAUUAAAUCAGCCCUGGACAUGAGCUAUGGCAAACACUGGGAUGAGAUCAACAACAAACGCACACUUCUUCUGAGCCAGUCUUUCAAAAACCAAUCCACACACAACCACACCAGCUACACACUGGAGUUCAGUCUACAGGUGCCAGAGAAGAAUUUAAACUACAGGACUCAGCUUCUGCACUCUCACCUGAGAGAGCUUGGGUCUGAGAGCAGCACUCACCUCAAAGUCAACUACAACAACUUGAUGCCGCUGGUGGCUGGAUUACACUGGAAAAUCCCUCCAAAAGAUACCCUGCAGAAAAAAUGGGAAGGUACAUUUAACAUGGACACACCGUGGCUGUAUAUCUACACUGCCCACAAACUGAGCCAGCACCAACACCACACGCUCCAGCUCACCUCAGAGCUGACCGCCAGCAAGUGGCUGACCAUCCCUAACCUCAUGCUGGAGGGUUUCUACAGGAACAGAGGCAGAGAGAGGGAGGCCCGUCUGGAGCUCUACACAUCAGCUGCCACCUACAUCCAAGCAGGAGGGUGGGUCAUGGUGGGGAAGCAAAGUGUGAAGGCCUCUGGCUCAUUGAGCUCGUUGUGGACUUCACCUUUGAGAGGAGACGUCUCUCUGGAGACUCUUAAGUUCAGCCACACCCUACAGAUGGCCUCCACCUAUGGCAAGCACAACGUCAGCCUCGCUGCUGUCCUGAACACUGUGGAUAAGGUGGGUGGCAAGACUGGACAGCCCUUCCAGGCCUUUCCUCAGACUCUCCUCCUGCGGGAGACCUUCACCAUCGACCUCCUCAAAGGCCUCUACAUCCUGGAAUCGAAAGCUGGUUUCCAUGGCAACAAAGAGGUCCUCCACACCCUCACCUUUGGCUACUAUCCACCAAGCCCUUUUCUCUGA
Messenger RNA from Etheostoma spectabile (orangethroat darter), 6014 nucleotides. RefSeq names its product apolipophorins (gene apoltp). Bases 1353 to 6014 code for a protein of 1553 amino acids. Gene Ontology annotation, molecular function: lipid carrier activity. Gene Ontology annotation, biological process: lipid transport. The transcript has 32 exons. The record is from RefSeq and is a predicted model, not a curated record. NCBI's taxonomy places the organism in Eukaryota, Metazoa, Chordata, Actinopteri, Perciformes, Percidae.